Molecule: messenger RNA, 3261 nt
Organism: Monosiga brevicollis MX1
Lineage: Eukaryota; Choanoflagellata; Craspedida; Salpingoecidae
Exons: 12
Biological process (GO): regulation of GTPase activity; regulation of actin cytoskeleton organization
Cellular component (GO): cytoplasm
Molecular function (GO): GTPase activator activity; actin filament binding; calmodulin binding
Source: RefSeq, a predicted model, not a curated record
AUUAAUCAGGCCUUGGACGAGGAAGACACGGCUGAAAACUUGGUCAAGCUGCUGAAAAAUCCUUCCGCGCAGCUCAACAAAGUGAAUCCCGGCGCCGGCGAACACUAUCGCGAUACCUUGAUUGCUGCCAAGGUGUACCACUCAAAACUGGCUCAAGAAGCCGGCCAACUCGAAUCAAAUCAAAAUCUCACCCUCGCACAAGUCCAGGAUGCUGUCGAUGAUGCCAACGCUGAAGUCGAAACAGAGCGCAAGGUUGCCAAGUUGCUGGAAAGCAUCGACACGGCUCUGACAACGGGCGGGCCAGCGGAGUUGCUCCCUUUGCUUCAAAGUGACCUGUUGGCGCUUCAGGACGUGGAUGCAGCCGGCGUCGAGGAAUACCAUUCGACGCUGCAGGAAGCCCGCAACAAAAAGGGCGAAGCGGAGGCCGGUCCUUGCGCUUGGAAGUCAUCUCAGACAGAGGAUGGCAAGACGUACUACUACAACAAGGACACACGUGAAACAAGCUGGACGCCCCCGGACGAUUUAAGCAAGCAUCACUUGACUCUCGAGGAGGUGCAGGACCAAAUUGCCACGGCUAAUGCCGAGGAGGCGCGUUGGCAGCAGUUUGUUGCGGCAGAACCCGCCAUUGUGCAGCUGCAGUCGGCCGUUCGCGGCAUGCUGGCGCGUCGAGCGUUUGAGGAUCGCUUGGCCUAUCUAAACGAUCAAGAGGCGUCCGUCGUCAAGCUGCAAGCCGCAUUGCGUGGCAAGCGACAGCGUGAUGCCUACCUUGAUCGUCUCAAGUACCUCAACUCCCAAGUAGCAGCAGUGGUCAAAAUUCAAGCCGCAUUCCGCGGUCGCCGCGAGCGUAAGCAGUACGAGAAUUUGACGCAAGUGGACGAUCCUCCAGUGACUACCGUGCGCCGCUUCUUGCAUCUACUGGAUCAAAGCGAGACAGACUUUCAAGAAGAGCUCAAUCUGCAGCAACUCAAGCAGCGCGUUGUGCGCGCCAUCCAGGUGAACACUGAACUCGACCACAAUCUCAAUCAGAUGGACAUCAAAAUCGGUCUCUUGGUCAAGAACCGAAUUUCCCUCCAAGACGUUGAAAAACAGAACCGCCAACUCAAGCGCGCCCGGCGCCGUGGCUCUGCUAAAGACUUGGAUGCGGUUGUGGCACACAACUCUGGGGGCCUGAAGGCGCUGACCAAGGACUCGCGUCGCAAGCUUGAACACUACCAAAAUUUGUUUUACCUCUUGCAAACGCAACCCGAGUACCUGGCUCGUUUGGUCUUUAUUGACAAGCCUCGCGCCAAGUGGUCGCAAUUGCGAGCGUCCAACUUUCUCGAAACUCUGAUUGAGCUUGUGUACAAUUACGCUUCAAACGCGCGAGAACAGUUCCUUCUGGUGCAGCUCUACCGCAAGGCUCUCAAGUUGGAGGUUGAGGAAAAGGUGACACAGAUCAAGGACAUCAUCACCGGCAAUCCACUCUUCAUCAAGCUCGUGGUCAAGCAUUAUCGUGAUCAGGCGGGUGAGGAGUAUGUGCGCAAGAUUCUCAACUGCUUCAUGGGCGACGUUUUGGGAAGCGGCAAGCAAGAGGCCUUGGAUUUGGAAACAGAUCCUUUGGUUAUUUACCGUCGCUGGCUUACGCGCAUCGAGACUGAGACGGGCCGCCCCGCUGACCUGCCUUACGAUGUGACGACGGAGGAUGCUCUCAAGCAUGACGAGGUUAAAAACGAUCUCGACCGUGCAGUUCGCAAUGUUGUCGCGUUGGGCUCCAAGAUUCGAGACGCCUUUGUCGACCACCUGGGGGAUAUGCCAUAUGGGUUGCGCUAUGUGUGCCGUGCUUUGAAGGAGGAUUUGGAAGCCAAGUUUCCUGAUGCCUCACCAGAUGAGGUGGCCAAGGCAUUGGGCACGGUCAUCUACUACCGUUACUUCAACCCCGUGAUGGUGUCCCCCGAACGCUAUCUGACCUCUGACAACAACAUGCCGAUCGUCGUCGAGGACAUGCAGCGUCACAGUCUAGCACUCCUGAGUCGCAUCCUACAAGCAGCUGCGGCCGGCCAAACUGGCGAGGGCCUACACGCGGGCAUCCAGCAGUUUGUGCAAGAGAGCUGGGUCAUCUUUAACAACUUUUUUAUCGACGUGACUCGCGUUGAGACGCCCGAGCAGCACUUUAACAUGGACGAGUACAGUGAUGCCACGCUGCUGACCAAGCCCCAAAUUUCUCUCUCCCCUGCGGACAUUUUUUACACUCAUGAGAUGCUAGACCAGAACAUUGAUCGUGUCUGCUCAGGACAAGAGGACCACUUGCACGCCAUCUUGGCCGAACUGGGCUCGCCCGGCGAGGAGGAAGAGGUCUUGGGCCAGGAGGACACGCCAGAUCGUGCAGCCAGCAACGUUCCCAUGCUGCUGACUCUGAACAACAAGUUUGAGGUGCCUUUGGACGAUGACGCCAACGUUCGCGCGCUGUACAUCCGAACCAAGCGCAUGGUCGUGGAUGUCAUCCGCUUCCAGCCCGGCAAGAACUUGAUGCAAAUCCUCACUACGCCCGCCACCGAUGGCAUGGAAAAGGCCCACAAGGAUUUUGUAGACGAUCAGAAGAAACAAAUGCAAGAGGUGUGUGCCUGUGCCUGUGUCUGUGUCUGUCUCAUGACCCUUGCUGAGACGAAAGCCAAAAUUUUGUCCAACGCUGCGGCCUUGGAGACGGAGGGUCUCUGCUCGCAAGAAGAUGGGUAUCAAGGACUACUCAACGCCGUAGCUCAGGAUAUUCGUCAUCAACGCAUUCAUCGCAAACGCCGCAAGGCUGAGCUGAAGCGUUUGAAUCGUACCUUGGACAACCUGCAAGCCAAACACAAGUUCUACGAGGAGCAGGUCGAACAGUGGGACCAAUAUGUCAAGAAUGCCGUUGCUCACAUGGGGCAAGGUACCCAGACAAAGUCAGUUAGGCGCCCCUCGCCCCACGAGAGCUCUGGCCAGUUCCUGGGCACGGUCAAGUACACCGCUGCGAAGCUCAAGGAGCGCGGCGUGCUUCUCAACGUCAAAGACAUUAGUGAGACGCAGCUCAAAUUUGUCAAGAUUGAGGUUUCCAGCGACGAGGCCGGUAUCUUCAUUGUGCGGGCAUCAUUUUUGGGCCAGAACCCGUUUGAGCCAGAGCGCAUUGAGCUGUCUGACCUGCUGCAGCGCCAAUAUGAAGGCAUGUCGACGAUGAAGCUUUUCGACGACAUGUGCACGGUGAACAUCAACUUGCUGCUCUUCCUGAUCAACAAGAAGUUUUACAAUCAGUAA